This is a messenger RNA of Oxyura jamaicensis (ruddy duck), 7572 nucleotides long. It is a transcript of the gene FMN2, whose product is annotated as formin 2. The coding region runs from base 220 to 5583 and encodes 1787 amino acids. The transcript has 21 exons. The record is from RefSeq and is a predicted model, not a curated record. Gene Ontology annotation, biological process: intracellular signal transduction; intracellular transport. Lineage: Eukaryota; Metazoa; Chordata; Aves; Anseriformes; Anatidae. Gene Ontology annotation, cellular component: nucleus; cytoplasm; endoplasmic reticulum membrane.
CUGAGCUGAGGCUAGGGUAGGCUGGUACUGUUGGGGGCAUCCAGGGGUCUGUCCUGUUGUUAAAAGUAAUACCAGUCUCUGAUAGCUGUUUCCUUUUCUAAGAGGAAUGUGUUAAUGUGGAAGUAUCUGAGAAUGCAAGGACGAUGUGUAAGCUUUAAACUGAACGUGAACAGUGAAGUCCUGAAAUUAUAAAUGAUUUGGUGACACACUGAGCUUGCAAUGCAGGCAAUAAAAACUGUGGAAAAAGAAGUGACUUUUAUAAAGGAGAUACUUUUCACAGAAUCUUUCCCAAAGAAACAGGAGUGCAGCAGAAGCCCAGAGAGCAGGCGGCUCUGUGAGCAGCAGCCAUUGGAAGGAGCUGUCUGCAGCUCGCAGUGCUGUACUGAGCAUGUCCCAGCGGAGCCCAGUGCAAGCAGCACAUUAUGCAAAAAGGCAGCUCUAGCAGAUGGGAGAGAGGCACAGCAAGCAUUUGCUUCACUUGCAUCACCACCGCCUGAAAACAAACCUGGAUCGCGAGAGGGGAUCUUGCCGGCAGGCCAAAGGAAAGAAAACCGGGAGCAUGGCUUGAUUACCGAAGGUGUUGCGCUGAGAAAAAUCAUGGGGAAUCAAGAUGGGAAGCUAAGGAAAAAUACAGGUGAUGUGCAUGAAGGAGGAGAGGAUGCCUCUGGGCCGAAGGAUACAGAUGGCACAAAGAAGGUAUCGGGAAGCAGAAGGGGACUGGGGAAGCAUGCAAAAGGAAGUGAAUCUGCUAAAAAGAAGAGUAAGUCAGACUCGAGGGCCUCAGUAUUUUCAAAUUUGAGGAUCAGAAAAAAUCUGUCCAAGGCUAAAGAUGGGAACAGUAGUUCAAGGGAGGAUGUUCUGGAAAGCCAGGCCUUGCAGACUGCAGAGCUGGACAGUACUCAUUCAAUUGUUACUAAAACCCCAGAUAUAAGCAUCUCUGCCGAUGAAGGGGGUCUCUCAGACACAGAUGCUGAACAUUUUGAAAUCAGAAAUGAAACCGUCCCAGCUGCUGCAGAGACACAGGAUGGACAAAGGACCAGCUCUGGCUCCGAUACGGAUAUAUACAGUUUCCAUUCAGCCACAGAACAAGAGGAUUUGCUUUCUGAUAUCCAGCAAGCUAUUAGACUGCAGCAGCAGCAGGGGGCAAUUAACAUUGGAACUGAGGACCUUGUCACCAAAACAAUGGGCCGACACAUGGCUAAUUUGCAAGCAGCCCCCUUGGAUUUUGAACGGUUUCUUUCAGUAACUACUACUGACAAAGAGAGUAGCCCAGACACUGUGAAGGCUUUUCCAGCAGUAUCUGAAAUUGCGGAAAAUGUUCCCGUCUCCUGUGCAACUGAACGUGAACUGAAAGAAGCAGUAAAUGGAACAGGCUCUCCUGGUAACGGCUUAUUUGAAAAACAAGAAUGUAAGCUAUUUAUCAAGGAACAGGAACAGCUCACUGCUGGAGUAGAUGCUGUAGCUGGUGAACUAGAAGAUGAUUUAAACAGAACUGCUGUUGAAAAUGAGUCUGAAACCCAGAGCUUCACACUACGUUCUCCAACCUCAGUAGUAGAUUCUGAGACUAAAAUUGGUGAAGUGCAGGCUAUUGAUUUGCAGGGUUCAGUAACAGAGGAUGGUAUUUCAGAUGCAGGCCAUGAUCAUGCUGUUGAGACUCAGGAAGGGGAACAUACUCGGCCAGACAGUCAAGAGGACCUGCAUAAUGGUUUAUCUACAGAAAUGAAAGAUAGCAUUUUGUCCUCCGAGGGGACAGCAGGCAGUCCGAUGCUUGGUUCCCGAUGCUUUAAGCCCUAUCUAAUUAAUCCUUGUUACAUCAAAACCACAACUAGGCAACUGAGUUCUCCCAACCAUUCACCUUCUCCAUCCCCAUCCCAGAGCCCACUUUUUGCAAGGAGGCAGGAGUCUUUCCACAAAAAAGAAAAAGUCCCAAUCAAGAAGCAGAGGUCUGCUAGUUUGGCAGGUUUGUUUAGUCGUUCAGCAGACUGGACAGAAGAGGUAUCUAAUCACAAAUAUGAGAUAACACAGAAGGUGGGCUCUGCAGGCUAUUUGGAGCACAAGGGGUUUAGAGAGAAAUUUCAAACAGAAAGAGUGCCUUUGACUCAUUCAAGAAAGUCCUCAGGGGUGCAGGCUUCUGCAGAGACAUUUCCCAAUGUCUUUUCAGGACGAACUCUGCUGGAAAAGCUCUUCAGCCAGCAGGAAAAUGCACCACAAGAAGAAGCAGAAAAGCUGUGUUCUCGUAUUAUUGCAAUGGGUCUUUUACUUCCAUUCACCGAUUGCUUCAGAGAACCAUGUAAUCAGAGUGCCCAGCAAAGCACACCCACAUUUGAUCAAGACCAGCUCUAUACUUGGGCCGCAGUUAGCCAACCCACACAUUCAUCAGAUUAUGUUGAAGGAAGCUUUCCAAGGAGAAUUCCAUCUGUGUGGCCCCCACCCAAACCACCAGAUGAAGAACAAGGACUCAAAAUUACGGAAACAGAACCUAGAGAUUCAGAGUUGAAAUCUACUGUACUAGAAACAGAAAAACAAUUCACAGAUGUUCAGCAGGUACAGAAAGAAGACUGUUCCACAGUACCUGGGUCCUGGGAUGAUUUUGAGGUGAAAUCGGAGGAGCGUGCCAAUGUCAUCCAACAGCUUGAGCAAACUAUUGAGGAUCUGAGGACCAAAAUUGCAGAACUAGAGAAACAGUUCCCUGCUACAGAAGUACGGACUGCUGGAAGGGAGCAGGAAAAUGAGCAUACACACACUGCCUGCAGGGAACUCAGUAUUGUGAAUCUUCAAACAAACGGAGAGGAGUAUGUGCCCAGAACAGUGUCACAGGCAAGAUCUGUACAAACAUCACCAACAGAAGAUUAUUUAACACAAAGAAUGCCUUCAGCCAAUGAACUACCACAGCCCCCCUCACCACUGCACUUGGAAAGGGGCAAAAGUGCAGGGCCAACGGAGAACUUGCCAGCUCUAGAAUUACAGCCCACGUUUUGUUCUGAAAUCUCCUUAAUUCUGUCUCCGAAGCUAAUCUCAGUGCCACUGGAUGGAAGCCAAUCAGUACAGACUACGUCACAGUCACCUCUUCCAGGACCCAAAGUUAAUUUGUCCCUUGUAUUUGAAGGAGAGACUGAAUUUUCAUCUCCUCAUCAACCUCUAAGUACUGGAAAUGUGACUUGUGGUGAACAUCCCCUUUCUUUGCCCCCAGAGCCCACAUGUAGCAUUCCUCAAUCACUAUCAGGCACUGAACUUGCUGCUCCUGUAACUGGAGUGCAUGGCCCUUCCAUCACUGCUCCCAUGCCUGUGGCAGGAGUACCACCCCCACCACCUCUGCCUGGCUCAGGACUUCCUCCAUCUCUUACUGGCCCAGCAUUGUCACACCUGGACCACUCUUUGUCAGGCAUCAUGAUACCACCCCCACAGCUGCUGCCUCCUCCUCCUCCACCUCUGCCAAGUGGGGAGAUAGCAGUGUGUCCUCCAGCUCCCCCUCUUCCAUGUACUGGAGUCCCACCACCACCACCUCUGCUGGGAGCAGGAGUCCCUCUCCCUCCGCCCAGUUGGGGUAUCCUUCCUCCUCCACCACCACCUUUACCUGGGACUGCUAUUCCUCCCCCACCACCUCCUCUGCCUGGCCUGGGAAUGUCAACGCUACCCACAGUGCCACCUCUGCCUGGAGCAGGAGUUCCACUGCUUCCCCCACCUCUACCCAGAGGGGACAUCCCAGCCCCUCCUCCUCUGCCACCACCUCUGCCUGGUGCAGGUGCCCCUCCACCACCCCCUCCACCACCUCUGCCUGGUGCGGGUGCCCCUCCACCACCCCCUCCACCACCUCUGCCUGGUGUAGGUGCCCCUCCACCACCUCUGCCUGGUGCGGGUGCCCCUCCACCACCCCCUCCACCACCUCUGCCUGGUGCGGGUGCCCUUCCACCACCCCCUCCACCACCUCUGCCUGGUGCCCUUCCACCACCCCCUCCUCCACCUCUGCCUGGUGCAGGUAUUGCCCCUCCGCCACCUCCUCCACCUCUGCCUGGUGCAGGUAUUGCCCCUCCACCACCUCCUCCACCUCUGCCUGGUGCAGGUGUUCCUCCACCACCACCACCUUUACCUGGUUUGGGGAUGCCACCUCUAGCCCCACCGCCUUUGCCUGGAGAAGCACCACCACUUCCACCACCAGUCCAAGGCAGUGCCUAUCCAUCAGUUCCACAGGUCGGUGGAUUUCUUCCUCCUCCUUUACCAUCUGGUUUAUUUGCAAUGGGGAUGAAUCAGGAGAAGGGGAGCAGAAAACAUGUGAUAGAACCUUCUCGACCAAUGAAGCCUCUUUACUGGACAAGAAUUCAGCUCCACAGUAAAAGAGAUUCUAGUGCUUCACUUGUGUGGGAAAAAAUUGAAGAACCUUCCAUAGAUUAUCAUGAGUUUGAAGAACUGUUUUCUAAAACAGCUGUUAAAGAGAGGAAGAAACCUAUUUCGGACACCAUUACAAAAACAAAGACUAAACAAGUUGUCAAGUUGUUAAGUAACAAAAGAUCUCAAGCUGUUGGAAUAUUAAUGUCUAGCCUUCAUUUAGACAUGAGGGACAUUCAGCAUGCUGUUGUGAACUUGGACAACUCUGUGGUUGACCUAGAGACCCUUCAAGCCCUGUAUGAGAAUAGAGCACAAUCAGAUGAAUUAGAAAAAAUAGAAAAGCACAGCAAGGCAUCUAAGGAAAAAGAAAACGCGAAGUCUUUGGAUAAGCCAGAACAGUUCCUCUAUGAACUCUCUCUAAUUCCUAACUUUUCAGAACGUGUAUUUUGCAUCCUGUUUCAGUCAACAUUUUCAGAAAGCAUUUGUUCAAUCCAUCGCAAACUUGAAUUGUUACAGAAACUGUGUGAGACACUGAAAAAUGGGUCAGGAGUUAUGCAGGUCUUGGGUUUGGUUCUUGCUUUUGGAAAUUACAUGAAUGGUGGAAACAGGACAAGAGGACAAGCUGAUGGGUUUGGACUGGAUAUCCUGCCAAAACUGAAAGAUGUCAAGAGCAGUGACAACAGCAGAAGUCUUCUAUCUUACAUUGUCUCAUACUAUUUGCGUAAUUUUGAUGAGGAUGCUGGAAAAGAGCAAUGCAUCUUUCCUCUUCCAGAGCCACAAGAUCUCUUCCAGGCUUCACAAAUGAAGUUUGAAGACUUUCAAAAGGAUCUCCGCAAAAUGAAGAAAGAUUUGCGAGUAUGUGAGACAGAAGCAGCAAAAGUUUAUCAGCUAUCACUAGAAGAGCACCUCCAGCCUUUCAAAGACAGCAUGGAACAAUUCAUUAGUCAAGCUAAAAUAGACCAAGAAAAUGAAGAGAAGUCACUAACAGAAGCACAUAAAAGCUUUUUGGAAACUGCAGCGUAUUUCUGUAUGAAACCAAAAAUGGGAGAGAAAGAGGUGUCCCCACAUUCUUUCUUCAGUAUUUGGCAUGAAUUUAGUUCUGACUUCAAAGACUUCUGGAAGAAGGAAAACAAACUUAUUCUUCAGGAAAGAGUUAAAGAAGCAGAGGAAGUCUGCAGGCAGAAAAAGGGGAAAUCACUAUACAAUAUAAGACCAAAACAUGACUCCGGAAUUAAAGCCAAGAUAAGUAUGAAAAUCUGAGAGAAGAAAAGCAAAAGCCAUUGUUACCUGGUUACCAAAACUCAACAUGUCUGUGGGUGGGGGGUGAAGGGGAAGGAAACUACAUCAUCCUGAUCAUUUGCUUUCUUGACCUUUUUGAAUUUGCUUUUUGUUCUCUGGAGUUUUCCACCAAUUGAUGUGUUAAUAUAUGUUCAUGAAUGAGUGUAAUCACUUUAAUGGAGUGCCCAGCAAUAGACUAGGUAUGGACUUGAAACACCUUCCUUGUACUCUGUAUCUCCUUUUCCACUCAAAAAUGAUAUUUUGUUAAGUGUAUGGUAUAUUACAAAUAGGCCAAGUCAGCAUGCAUAAAAAGCAGCAUCUGCAUCAGUUCUGAACAUGCUGGAAAUUGCAUUAAGUUGAACUUCAUAAGAAUGCUACUUGAUAAAAUAAAACAUUUCCAUUCCUACUGGCAACAUCUGUCUAACACAAAUACUUCAUGGCACUAAACUUAGAUUAGGGAAAGAAAUGUUACUCCUAGUGAAUUGUUUGUAUCCGUUUCAUGUUGGCAUUUGUAGUUUGUAUUUUGAAUCGUUAAGUGCUGUUUAUACAGUAUAAUCAAUGCUUUCCCAACUCGUUUGGUUGCCCUCCAUGACUAAAUAUUUGUGGAACAAGAUGUUUACUAUAACUAUCUUUAAAAUCGAUAAGGCAGCAUACUUUUACUUCAUCUUUUGCCAGAUAGUGAAUGUCAGGUGGUAAUGGGUGGGUCAGAAAUACAGCAUUUAAAAAAAAAAAAAAAAAAAAAAAAAGGCAGGAAGAUACAGAAAAGCACAGAAGUACUAUAGAGAGUAUGAGAGAUUUGGCUAUUAUAGUUUGUUAACAUUAUAAGUAGCUAAUACUUUUACAUGAACUUUAGAAGGUAUAGUAUAGUUUUAACUGCUGAUCAGUUAUGUCAGGCAGAAUUUCAGUCACAUGUACAUGAAUUCCCUUUUGGAAUUAGCUUUACAGUUAAUUUAAAACUCCUUUAGAGAGCCGUUAAAAGAUGCACAUGGAGACUGACAUUUAUGGAAAACAGUAGCCAAUUCUAGUGACAGACUUAGACUACCAACUAAUUGACAUCAAUUUCACACUUAACGUAAUUGCAGACUUUUCCUCCAGGCUUUCAGUCUCCCUGCCUAGGAGGCCAAUGAUUGAAAUCUAUGACUUAGGGCUUCCAUUUUAGACCACGUGCUUAAUUCCUAUUUUCAAUCCAGAAUUUACUAUAUCAGCCUUGAUAUGCUCAACCAGCAACAACCUGUUCCUCCGGUCUUAAAUAAAUAGCUCCAAACUAAUCAGCCUGAUUGAUAACAUUUUGCUUUCAUGGCUGGCUUUUCCUGAAAGUAACCAGUGUGUGCAAAUGAACUAGAUGCAUAUGUUCACAGCCUUGGAGCCUAAAAGACACUGGGGUAAAGCAAAUGAGGUCUAACCUGCUGGGCUGUGUUGUUCCCUGUCUAAUCUAGCACAUUAUGAGACAUUCCUAGUGGUCCAGAGGCUAAUAUAUUAUACAAGGUGUCAUGAAAGAAAGUGUGAAAUUUGACCUCAGGAAUCUGUUAUUCUUCACAUAUACCAAGCACUAGAAAUGAUGUUUUUUUUUUUUCACUAUGUGAAAAGCAAGUCUCCUGUUGCUGACAAACCUAUUUGAAAUUCCGUUGUAAUAAUUUCUGGCAGGGAUAUAAAUUACCAAGAAUAGAGUUCUCAAACUUUGUGUUGAUGGGAGUAACAUUACUAUUUGGGGAAGUGAAAAGAAGAGAUUAUUUGUUGUUACAACUAACUUAUGGAAAAAAAAAAUAUCUUUAAAAAAUAAAGCUAUUUUAAUGGCACUGAUUCAAAUCCAUGUUUGUAUUUAUGUAAACAAUAGUCUUUUCCUCUUAACUUUGCUCCUAAGUGCAAGGAUACAGUAGCAUGUUUUCAUUUGUAGCCUUCCUGUUUCCUUCAGUACCUACAGUAUGUAUAUUACUAUACUAAAUGAAAUAAUAGAUCAUCUAACAAAGAUCA